This is a messenger RNA of Blepharisma stoltei, 699 nucleotides long. The record is from the annotation of a GenBank genome assembly. NCBI's taxonomy places the organism in Eukaryota, Ciliophora, Heterotrichea, Heterotrichida, Blepharismidae.
AUGUCAAAAUCUCAAUCCUUCAUUACGUCUCUCCUGUGUGGCAAAAAGAAGAAAUCAAAGUCUAAGAAGCAAGACGAAAUAAAACCCCCAAAUUCUAUGUGCACAUUUCAAGAAUUCAUUACCUCAAAUUUAAAUGCUGAGACACAAACACCGGCUAACUUCGAAAACUCGAUAAAAUCGAGCUUAUCCUUACCACACCUGAGCAACGCUCCAAGUUCUCCAAUUAAUAGAAAAUCAUCAAUUGUCGUUAAAAAAGUUUCAGGGAAUUUCUUCCCUCAGCUUAGUAAGCCUAAAAUUGAAACUUCAAGGUCAGACUGGUCUACAGCUUCAAGUCACAAUUGGCUGAAUUCUCUUGAAUUCGCUGGAGAGCCGCUGAUGUCAAAUAAUACUUUUUCAGAGCUAUUUAACAGCAAUAAGGAGACCAUAACUUGGAGUAAAAAAUACAGCCAAGAAACUCCUAGCCUGAAAUUCAAUGACCCAUUUGUCGCAAAUAGCGUCACUAAAAUGCCAAGAGUUAUCCCUAUAACCCCCAGACAAGUUUUUAGAGGAAGAGCUUUUGCUAGAAAUAUUUUAGCGAAGCCUGAUAUGUCUAAAUGUAGCUCAGCACCAGUGAUGCUUGUAGAGAAAAGCAGAUUGCAGUUGAAUUUAAACGUUGACGUUUAUGAAGGUGAGAGCUCAAAUAGCUUGGUUAAUCUAUAA